Messenger RNA from Punica granatum (pomegranate), 599 nucleotides. NCBI's taxonomy places the organism in Eukaryota, Viridiplantae, Streptophyta, Magnoliopsida, Myrtales, Lythraceae. The record is from RefSeq and is a predicted model, not a curated record.
GAAUAGUUUGUAAAACUUCAGGGUGCAAAAGUAAAUUUUUCAUUGCUAUCGACCACGGAAAUGUUCAUUGACGAGUAAAAUCAAUCAUCCCCGCGGAAGCAGAAGACUCUGUACCGAAGAUUCAGCUGUCUUUCUCCUUCACUGCCGAUUUCCAUGGCUCCGAAACCGAUCACCAGUCCAGUACCGGAUGCGUGGUACCCGACCCUGGCAGUGUUGAUGCUCGCGAUCGGACUCGUCAUCACGGCCUCCUUCUUCAUUUAUGAAGCAACCUCCUCAAGGAAGAACCGCAGCCUCGCUAAGGAGCUCUCUACUGGAGCUGUGGCAUCCGUCUUCUUGGGCUUUGGAUCGCUGUUUCUGCUACUUUCCUCUGGUGUUUACGUUUGAUCUGUCUGCCCACAGUUCUUGGCUUUUGCUGCCUGUUUGUUUUGGAUAGAAGCUGCUUCUAAUCAAUAGCAUAAUGUUUUGGCAAAAUUUUAUCAAAUGUUAGUGGAUGCGGAAAGCUUUUUUCGGACUUACUUGUGGAGAUUGAAAUGAGUUAAGAUAAUUAGAAUUCGAUAUGCAAUUAGCUCAUAAAUCCAAAGUUUGCUUUAUUUUGUGCA